Emys orbicularis (European pond turtle) is the source of this 3138-nucleotide messenger RNA. RefSeq lists its product as uncharacterized. The record is from RefSeq and is a predicted model, not a curated record. NCBI's taxonomy places the organism in Eukaryota, Metazoa, Chordata, Testudines, Emydidae. Gene Ontology annotation, biological process: xenobiotic metabolic process; epoxygenase P450 pathway. The transcript is spliced from 19 exons. Gene Ontology annotation, molecular function: arachidonate epoxygenase activity; oxidoreductase activity, acting on paired donors, with incorporation or reduction of molecular oxygen, reduced flavin or flavoprotein as one donor, and incorporation of one atom of oxygen; iron ion binding. Gene Ontology annotation, cellular component: intracellular membrane-bounded organelle; cytoplasm.
AUGGAGCUCGGGGGAGCUGUGUCCAUAUUCCUGGCUCUCUGCCUCUCCUGCCUGCUUCUCCUGUCGGUGUGGAAGAAAAUGCACCCGGGAGGGAAGCUGCCCCCGGGGCCGACCCCUCUGCCCUUCCUCGGCAACCUGCUGCAGCUGAAGCCGGACGAGACUUUCAAGUCGUUCAUGACGCUGCGGGAGAAGUACGGCCCGGUGUUCACGGUGCACCUGGGCCCGCGGCGGGUGGUGGUGCUGUGCGGGCACGAGGCGGUGAAGGAAGCCCUGGUGGACCACGCGGAGGAGUUCAGUGGCAGAGGGGAGCUGGCGUCCAUCGACCGGAAUUUCAAGGGCUUCGGGGUGGCUUUGGCCAACGGGGAGCGGUGGCGGCAGCUGCGCCGGUUCUCCCUCACCGCGCUGAGGAACUUUGGCAUGGGGAAGCGAUCCAUCGAGGAGCGGAUCCAGGAGGAGGCGCAGUACCUGCUGGAGGAGUUCAGGAAAACCAGAGGUUUGCCCUUUGACCCGAUCUUCUUCCUGAGCCGCACGGUCUCCAACGUCAUCAGCGCCGUCGUCUUUGGGAGCCGCUUCGACUACGAGGACGAGACGUUUCUGUCCCUGCUGCGCAUGAUCAAUGAAAGCUUUGUAGAGAUGAGCUCUCCCUGGGCCCAGCUCUACGACAUGUACUCCUGCAUCAUGCAGUACCUGCCCGGGCCCCACCACCGCAUCUACCACCUCAUCGAGGACCUCAAGGCCUUCAUCGCCGCGCGGGUGAAGAUCAACCAGGCCUCGCUCGACCCCAACGCCCCGCGGGAUUUCAUUGACUGCUUCCUCAUCCAGAUGGAAAAGGAAAAGAAAAACCCCAACAGUGAAUUCAACACCAAGAACUUGGUGCUCACCACGCUCAACUUGUUCUUCGCCGGCACGGAGACUGUCAGCUCCACCCUGCGAUACGGGUUCCUCUUCCUCAUGAAGCACCCGGAAGUCGAAGAAAAAGUGCACCAGGAAAUCGAUCACAUCAUCGGCCGCAACCGCAUCCCCACCUGCGAGGACCGGAUGAAGAUGCCCUACACGGAUGCGGUGAUCCAUGAGAUCCAGAGGGUGACGGAUAUCGUGCCCAUGGGGGUGCCGCACACCGUGAUCCGGGACACCCAGUUCCGGGGGUACACCCUCCCCAAGGGCACCAACGUGUUCCCCUUACUGGGCUCUGUCCUACGGGACGCGAAAUACUUCAGCCACCCAGAAGAAUUCAACCCGGGGCAUUUCCUGGACGAGAACGGCCGCUUUAAGAAGAACGAUGCCUUCGUGCCGUUCUCCUCAGGGAAGCGGGUGUGCCUGGGCGAGGCGCUGGCCCGCAUGGAGCUUUUCCUGUACUUCACCACCAUCCUGCAGAGCUUCUCGCUGAAACCCCUCCUGCCCCCAAAGGACAUUGACAUCAGCCCGAAAGUGAGUGGGUUCGGGAACGUGCCCCCCACCUACGAGAUGUGCCUGGUCCCUCGCUGAAGAACGGGAGCGACCAAGAGCCCAGACCCUGACUGCAUAAUCGGUUGUGCAAUCGCGCCGGCCACCAGCAGAGCUGACUCAAUCACAGACGGGCACAGGAGAGGUGGAAGGUCCCAGCCCGCCAUGGAUCUCCUCGGAGCCGUCGCCCUGUUCCUGGUCAUCGGCCUGUCCUACCUCCUGCUCCUCUCCACCUGGCGGCAAAUGCAGGGCCGGGGGCAAAUGCCCCCGGGGCCCACCCCGCUGCCCCUCCUCGGGAACCUGCUGCAGGUCGAGCUCAGCGACAUGCGCAAGUCGCUGAUGAAGAUCAGCGAGCGCUAUGGCCCCGUCUACACCCUCCACCUGGGCCCCCGGCGGGUGGUGGUGCUGUGCGGAUACCAGGCGGUGAAGGAGGCCCUGCUGGACCAGGCCGAGGACUUCGGCGGGCGCGGGGAACAAGCCACCUUCAGCUGGCUCUUCGAGGGCUACGGAGUGGUCUUCAGCAACGGGGAGCGGGCGAAGCAGCUGCGCCGGUUCUCCAUCACCACGCUGAGGAACUUCGGGGUGGGGAAGCGAGGCAUCGAGGAGCGGAUCCUGGAGGAGGCUCAUUUCCUGCUGGAAGCCUUGCGGGGCACGAAAGGUUUGCCGGGGCUAGGGAGUUUGCCCUUUGACCCCACCUACUUCCUGAGCCGCACGGUGUCCAACAUCAUCAGCUCCGUGGUCUUCGGGGACCGGUUCGACUACGAGGACAAAGAGUUCAUCUCCCUGCUCUCCAUGAUGAUGGACAGCUUCCAGUUCACCGCCACGGCCUGGGGGCAGCUCUACGAGAUGUUCUCGGGCACCAUGCGCUACCUGCCCGGCCCCCAGCACGCAGCGUUCAAGCAGCUGGUGGGGCUGGAGAAGUUCAUCGAGAGGAAGGUGAAGGCGAACCAGGAGACCCUGGACCCCAACUCCCCUCGGGAUUUCAUCGACUGCUUCCUGGUCAAAAUGCAGCAGGAAAAGGAAAAUCCUUCCUCUGAGUUUUUCCUGAAGAACAUUGUUCUGACGGCGCUCAACGUCUUCUUCGCCGGGACGGAGACCGUCAGCACCACCCUGCGCUACGGCUUCCUGCUGCUGCUGAAAUACCCGGAGAUCGAAGAAAAGAUCCACGAGGAGAUCGACCGGGUGAUCGGGCGGAACCGCGCCCCGAGCAUGGAGGACCGGAGCCGGAUGCCCUACACCGACGCCGUCAUCCACGAGUUCCAGAGGUUCUGUGACGUCAUCCCCAUGGGCCUGGCGCGCCGGGUGACCAGGGACACCCAGUUCCGGGGAUACACUAUUCCCAAGGGGACGGAGGUGUACCCGAUGCUGGGAUCCGUGCUGUAUGACCCCACGCAGUUCAGCAGCCCCGACACCUUCGACCCCAGCCAUUUCUUGGAUGGGAACGGCCAGUUUAAGAAGAGCGACGCCUUCGUGCCCUUCUCAAUAGGUACGAAUCCCCCGCAGAAGAGUCUGGGGAAAAGGUAUUGUUUCGGGGAGAUGCUGGCGCGCAUGGAACUCUUCCUCUUCCUCACCAGCAUCCUGCAGAACUUCCGCUUCCGCUCCCCCGUGGAGCCCAAAGACAUCGACAUCUCCCCGAAGCUGGUCGGGUUCGCCACCGUGCCCCGCAGCUACGAGAUGUGCCUGGUCCCGCGCUAG